ACUGCCUUUACGAUGAGGAGGGCUUUUUUAAAGCGGGCCUACCGCGACGCGGUGAGCUGGUUUGGCUCUGAGAACUAUCGCAAGGCAUUUAAAUGUUCUCCUAGUACUGCUCUUUUACAAUCUAUGGGCAAUACUUAUAGGAACCCUUUUCUGAUGCGUAUGGGUACCAUAGAUGAGGUUCGUGAGGCCUUGAGAUUGAAACUCGGCUCGCAACAGUCACUAUGGGACAAUAGUUUGGGUCUCACGGGUGUGGAUUUCACUUCUAUUGAAGACUACGUUCGGAAAUGUCUCGACACCUACACAUCUGCAUGGUCGAGUAUAAUAAACGGCUCCACCAACAUGCUACGAACGACUCGUAAAAGGAAACAAGCUUUUGCAUGUGAAUCGCCAAAACAGUUAUGGUCAUGAUCGUGGAAUUAUUGUGUCGUAAUGAGUAAUUUCCUUGAUUGCCUCGGAUACUGGAGCCAACGAGUGUUUUUAAGAAAGGAGAUAACCAUUGCAUUCACGUGGCAACAACACACUCUUAUAUCAACAAGGGCUGCAAAAGAAUGGUGGUAUAACGCAUUGUUCGGAACAUAAUAUCACUGGUUCUUAUCGGGAACAUAUGAAUUACAUCCUGCACCUAUACAAGCGGGGCACAUGUAAAGAGCGG
Babesia bovis T2Bo is the source of this 652-nucleotide messenger RNA. RefSeq lists its product as uncharacterized. The transcript has 7 exons. Bases 13 to 408 code for a protein of 131 amino acids. The record is from RefSeq and is a predicted model, not a curated record. Lineage: Eukaryota; Apicomplexa; Aconoidasida; Piroplasmida; Babesiidae.